Molecule: messenger RNA, 2037 nt
Organism: Zalophus californianus (California sea lion)
Lineage: Eukaryota; Metazoa; Chordata; Mammalia; Carnivora; Otariidae
Exons: 3
Coding region: 1-1167 (388 amino acids)
Source: RefSeq, a predicted model, not a curated record
AUGGGGCUGCAAGGAGGAGAGACGCCAAACAGGCGGCGGGCUGCUGGGUCCCGGCGGCCGGGCUCGGCGCGCGGGCUGCGCACACACACCCCCGCGCGCGCGCACAGCAACACACGCACGCCCAGCCCCGCGCCGGCAGCCCCAGGCCACUGGCGAGCGAGAAGUCCGGAGGUGCGAGGAGGGGCCAGGGCUCCCAGGAUGCAGAAGAUGGGAAGACUCAGUCACUCCUCACUAGUUUGUAGAUUGCUGCUGGCAGGCAGUUCCUCAGUGCUAGCCCUCAAGUCCGUUCGGCCGUCUCUCGGGUCCCUGCCCUCUCUGGCAUCUCGGCCCCCUGCCCUUUUCCUGGAGGCCAGUUACUCUUCGGGGACCCUGCGUGAGCUGUCCUGGUCUCUGUCUAGCUCCUGUCCCAACUUAUUCCUCUCCCCCGAGAACCAAGAGGGAUCACUGGGUGUCGCCCAGCUGGGGAACCCCAAACCGGUGAGACUUCUCUCUCAGAAGCGCCCCAGGCUCAUUCGCUGCUCCCGGCGAAGGAGACUCCUAGCGGGAGUUGUCUUACCCGGACUGGGCUUCUGGAACUGCUCACCGAAAGUAAACUUUUACCUUCUGGUUUUUUUUAAACCACGGUUCGCCUUUGUGCUCUGGAAGGUCUCUACACCAGCAGAGCAUUAUUCUGUCUUCCCAAGGGCUGGGGAGGCUGAGAACUGCUGUGGGUUUUUUCAUUCGGGGCUUCGAGAAUCUCUGCAGCUUGGGACCUGCCGGAAGAAAAGACAAAAGUUGCGCAGGGUGGAGACAGCGCGAGGUUCUUUUGCUCCCGUGCGGGGCGCGUCGCCCAACCAAGGACUCCAUUCAGAUUGCUCUGUGGAACCACGGCUCUUGACUGACUCUGGCAGUCCAAUUCAAGUUGAAAGGCGGCGGACUUUGCCGGGAAGACAGUGCAUGAACGCCGAACGUGCAGCUGCCGAGCCGCAAAAGUGGAACAAGUGGAUGAUUCGGUGCAAAAAAAAAAAAAAAAAAGAAGUGUUGAUAGGAGCUCUAGCAGCACUAUUCACAGCUCAGAAAUCGAUCCAGAGCAUUCAAAGGAAAGAAGUCUGUGUACAGUCAUGGUUGGUAUGCCCUAUAGUGGUUGUUCUGCUACACGUAACUUCCAUCCUCGAGGUCACUUUGUGAUCCAAGAAGUCAGCUGAAACCCCAGUCAUCAAAUAGAGUAAGAUGGAGGAAGGUGAAAAGGCAACUUCAAGGAUGUCCCCACACAGUUCUUUGCCUAAUGAAUCUUCACCCGGACUUUAGCCAGUUGGUCAUCAGAAGGAUAAGGCACAGGAGGGGAAAUGUUCUCUUUCAGCCACGUGGAAAUAUAUCUCACUGAUAAUUGGAGAUCAUUUACUGAAAAGCUAAGGAGAAAAUGAAUUUUCAAGUUAGAGGCUGUCCAUUAUGGGCCACUGGUUAUUUUGGACCUAAGUUCAUUUUCACAGAAUGAUUAAAGAGGUGUCUUCUUGUGAUUGUCCUUAAAUUUCUCUAGACCUUUUUUUCUUCUUUACUUCCUGUGUUCUUUUGUCUCAAAUUAUAAACAUUUUUUGUCCUUCCCAAAUUUUAUCUUGUCUAACUGGUAUGAAGUAUUAAUAUAUUAGAAUAUUUGGUUUUGCAUACACGUAAGUGCAAAAAAUAGAUCUUGAAACGGUUUCAUCAAUAAAGUAUGGUUAUAUGACUAAUAUAAUCUGAAGUUUAAAAUAAUGAAAUCUUCAUGUGACAAUGCCACACAAAGCAGUGAUAAUAUUACAAAGUGGCGCAAAAGUGAGUGUUGGUCACCUUGAAAAUUUAUAGCUUCUAAAAUAUUCUAAUUUCUUUUUUCAUAUUCCUAUGUCCACAGAGUUAUGUCUCUUAAUAGAAUAUAAUUCUGAAGAAAUUGUUGAUAAAAUUUUAUCCUAAAGUUGCUGAAAUUUUAUACUCAAGCCAGUAACUUAGCAUAAAGUAUCAAUGAGAAAUUUCAACAAUAAAUUGAAUGUUGUAUAACAUACCUCAACCCUCUGCCAGGGGAUGCGG